AUGCUGGGCUCCAUCGUCUCUCUCCCGCUCCUUGCGGCCACUGCGCUCGCUUAUCCCGCCGCUUCUUCCCAGCGAUUCGACUAUGUCAUUAUCGGUGGUGGUACCAGCGGUCUCGUCGUUGCCAACCGUCUGUCCGAGUUGAAGAACGUCACUAUUGCCGUCAUCGAGGCUGGUGACUCUGUCUACGACAACGCCAACGUUACCGAUCUGGGUGGCUACGGCAACGCUUUCGGUACCAACAUCGACUACGCCUACCAGACUACUCCCCAGAAGUAUGGCGGCAACAAGACCCAGACCCUCCGCGCCGGCAAAGCCCUCGGCGGUACUAGCACCAUCAAUGGUAUGGCCUACACCCGUGCCCAGGAUGUCCAGAUUGACAUCUGGGAGCGCCUCGGAAACGAGGGCUGGAACUGGGAGAACUUGCUGAAGUACUACAAGAAGUCCGAGACCCUCCAGCCCCCUUCUGCCGCUCAGGUUGCCGACGGUGUCACCUACGUGCCUGAGCAGCACGGUUCCGAUGGCCCUCUCAAGGUCGGCUGGAAGCCUGGUAUGGUCGACAUGUCCUUCGUCGAAGUCCUGAACCAGACCUACGGCGCUGUCGGUGUUCCUGCUCUCCAGGACAUUGCCGGUGGCGACAUGGUCGGCUGGAACAUCUACCCCGCCACCGUCGACACUGCUCUGCAGGUUCGCGAGGAUGCCGCCCGCGCCUACUACUUCCCCUACCAGAACCGCACCAACUUCCGCGUCUUCCUCAACACCGAGGCCCAGAAGCUGGUUUGGUCCAACAGCACUGGAGCUGAUGCUACUGCUUCCGGUGUUCUCGUCAAGGACAAGACUGGCGCCACCCGCACCAUCUUCGCCAACAAGGAGAUCAUCCUCUCCGCCGGUUCUCUCCGCUCUCCUCUCCUCCUCGAGCAGUCCGGUGUUGGUAACUCGGAGAUUCUCAAGGCUGCUGGCAUCCAGACCAAGGUCGAGCUCCCCACUGUUGGUGAGAACCUCCAGGACCAGAUGAACAACGGCCUGGCUCAGACUAGCUCCAAGAACUUCACCGGCGUCACUACCUUCGUCGCUUACCCCAACGUCGAGGACGUUUUCGCCAACCAGACCGCUUCUCUUGCUGCCGACAUCAAGAAGCAGCUGUCUCAGUGGGCUGCCCAGGUCUCCGAGUACACCAACGGCGUCGUCACCAAGGAGCAGCUCGACAAGUUCUUCGACAUCCAGUACGACCUGAUCUUCACCGACAAGGUUCCCCUCGCCGAGAUUCUCAUCACUCCCGCCGGAUCUUCCUUCUCUACUGAGUACUGGGCUCUCCUUCCCUUCGCUCGCGGCAACAUCCACGUCACCAGCGCCGGCUCUUCCGCUUCCAAGAUCAACCCCAACUACUUCAUGAUGGACUGGGACAUGACCGAGCAGAUCGGCACUGCCAAGUUCAUCCGUCAGCUCUACAAGACCGCUCCUCUGAGCCAGUACUUCGCCAGCGAGACCAAGCCUGGUCUUGCCGCCAUCCCCGAGGACGCUUCCGACGCCGUCUGGUCCAAGUGGGUUCUUGACAACUACCGUUCCAACUUCCACCCCGUUGGUACUACUGCCAUGAUGUCCAAGGAGCUUGGAGGUGUUGUUGAUGCCAACCUCAAGGUCUACGGUACUACCAACGUCCGUGUCGUUGAUGCUGGUAUCCUUCCCUUCCAGGUCUGCGGUCACCUUGUGUCCACUCUCUACGCCAUUGCCGAGAAGGCCUCCGACAUCAUCAAGGCUUCCGCCUAG
Colletotrichum karsti is the source of this 1764-nucleotide messenger RNA. Its product is annotated as glucose oxidase. The record is from RefSeq and is a predicted model, not a curated record. The transcript is spliced from 3 exons. Gene Ontology annotation, molecular function: oxidoreductase activity, acting on CH-OH group of donors; flavin adenine dinucleotide binding. Lineage: Eukaryota; Fungi; Ascomycota; Sordariomycetes; Glomerellales; Glomerellaceae. The coding region runs from base 1 to 1764 and encodes 587 amino acids.